Pezoporus occidentalis (night parrot) is the source of this 2038-nucleotide messenger RNA. RefSeq names its product pro-neuregulin-3, membrane-bound isoform-like. NCBI's taxonomy places the organism in Eukaryota, Metazoa, Chordata, Aves, Psittaciformes, Psittacidae. The record is from RefSeq and is a predicted model, not a curated record. Gene Ontology annotation, molecular function: chemorepellent activity. The transcript is spliced from 3 exons. Gene Ontology annotation, biological process: animal organ development; nervous system development; intracellular signal transduction. Bases 1092 to 1952 code for a protein of 286 amino acids.
UCUCUUCCCUCCUUUCCUAGGCUCCACUUGCCGUAGCAUACAUCCUCCCGUGGGGUUUGACUGGAUCAUUUAUUUAUCUUGUGCGCAUUAAGAAACCACCAUUAGGCUUUGGUGGGAGGUGCCUUACUUUCUGCGCGCUAGCCUGCCUCCCCUGCGCCGCGAUAGGAAUACACAAUUGAACAGAAGCUGCAAGCUUGGCAGGAGCUGCCUUCUGCGUGUCUAUUUAUUUGCCGGAUCCGUAUUUUUUGCCGACUGGGUCACUGUCGCUCCGUUUCUAGGGUUUCAUCUUCUUUUUUAUUAUUAUAUUAUUAUCAUUAUCGUGUGUGUGGAUUUUUAUUAUCUUUUUCUAUAUUUUUUUUUUUUCCGGGAACCCUCGCCGGAGUUUCGACGCCGGGCCGGACUUAGUGCUGGCGCGGAGGAGCUGCGCGGAGCCGUACCUCCUGCCCCGGGCCCCGCCCGCGGAUCGGCCUCCCUGGCCCGGCGCCGGCCGCGGAGUAGCGAGUGCGCUACGCCACGCCGCGCCGCCGCCUCCCCGCGGAGCAGCCGAGGGAUGCUGCUGCGCCGCGGCCGGGCAUAGGUAGGAGCCGAGCGGGCGGGGGAGGGAGCGGAGGGAAGCAAGGAAAGACGGAAAGAAAAGAUCCCCCAGCCCCAAGGGGAGAGAAAAAAGAAGAGAGACGAGAAGGAGCGUGAAUGUGAAGGAAUGUGCCUGCCCGCUGCCGGAGCCGCACGGUUGGGAUAAAAAAAAAAUAAAAACCCAGGAGGCUGAUUCUUGCGACUUAUCACCUGGAAAAAAAAAAAAGAACCAACAACCAAACAACAAAAAAAAGCAAAGAGAGGAAAGAAAGCCUCUGCGAUCGAAGAGGCUGAAGCGAGCAGCGCAAGAGGAGGACACUCGGCGGAUGGCGCGGCCGUACCGGUGACUCCGCGGCCGCGGGAGGCUGCGCGGAGCAUGCCGUGCUGGCGGCGUGACUGAGCGGGGCGCUCCCGCCGCCCGCGCCGCCCUCCCCUCCGCCCCCCUCCGCCGCAUGCCGCCGGCAGCCGCGGCGCGCUGAUGCCCCGGGGCCGCGGCGGCGCUGCGGACGGCCCCUAGAAUGAGCGAGGGGGCUGCCGGCGCCGCGGCGCCCGGAGCGGCAGAGGCGGCGGCGGCGGGGGGCCCGGGCGGGGAUGGAGCCGGGGGUCCGCCGCGGGAGCUGCGCUGCAGCGACUGCAUCGUCUGGAACCGGCAGCAGACGUGGCUGUGCGUGGUGCCUCUCUUCAUCGGCUUCAUCGGCCUGGGGCUCAGCCUCAUGCUGCUCAAGUGGAUCGUGGUGGGCUCCGUCAAGGAGUACGUCCCCACCGAGCUGAUGGACGCCAAGGGCGUGGGGCAGGACCCCUUCUUCCUCUCCAAGCCCACCACCCCGCCCCGCGGCGCGGAGACUACUGCCGCCGCCACGCCGCGGCCACCUAGCCGCGUCAGCCCCCGCCUCACCACGAUGAGCCGGGCCCCCCCGCGACCUCCCGGCACCCGCGGACCAGCGCGGGGCGGCCCGCGGCCCACCGCAGCUCGGCACCCCGCCGCGCCCCACACGGCGCCGCCCGCCAGCGGUACCCCCGGCACAGUCGGCCGCGGCGCUCGGCCGCCGCCCGCUGCCGCCCCCAGCACCCCGCCGCUGCCCGCAUGGCCCACUGCGGCACACGCUACCUCCUCCUACAAGAUCUAUGUCCACGACUCGGCGCCGUCGUGGACCUUGUCUCCCUUUCAGGAAUCAACCACCACCACACCGGAGGCCAGCACGACCCCAAAAAUCCAUACUACAACGUAUUCCACUGAGCGAUCUGAGCACUUUAAGCCAUGCAAAGACAAGGAUCUUGCGUAUUGUCUCAAUGAAGGGGAAUGCUUUGUGAUUGAAACCCUAACAGGAUCACAUAAACACUGCCGGAGGAAAACCAACAGGGUUGUGACUGUUACUUAAAGCUCUAUGGUGACUGAAUAUAACUCAAAAACGUCAAACUUUCAAAUCCCAUUUUUGCCUGUAGGCAAGAUGUAUUCUUCCGCACA